UUGGCGGGCGAAGAGCGCGGGGAUGGCUGCGGCUUUCAAGAAAGCGGCCAAGGCGGGCCAGCGCCAGCACCGGGAGCGAGCCCAGCUUGGCUCCCGGAAGCAUCUGGGGAUUCUUGAAAAGAAGAAAGAUUACAAGCUCCGAGCUGAUGACUACCACAAGAAGCAGAAUGUCCUCCAGGCGCUUCGCAAAAAGGCGCAGGAGAAGAACCCAGAUGAGUUCUAUUUCAGAAUGACCCGUGUACAGCUUGAGGAUGGAGUUCACGUGAUUAAGCAGCAGGAAGAAGAAAGGACGCUGGAACAGCAGAAGCUGAUGAAGACACAGGACUUGAAAUACAUUGAAAUGAAGCGAGUAGCUGAAGCCAAGAAAAUAGAAAGUCUGAAAUCAGAGCUCCACCUUCUGGAAGCUGAGGGAAAGCAGCCCAACAAGCACACUUUCUUUUUUGAUUCAAAGAAAGAAGUGCAAAGGUUUGACCCUGCCGCCCAUCUGAACACAGUCCCAGAGCUGAUGGGAAGAGCGUACAACCGACCGACUCUUGAAACACUGCAGAAGAAAAGCAUCCAGGGGACCACUCAGCCUGACCAAUUACAGAAAUUGGCCGAACAGCGGAAGCACCGGUAUAACUUGCUGAUGCAGCGCAUAGAGAGGGAGCGGAAGAUGUUCAUUGUUGCCCAGAAGCUCCAGACGCGGAAAGACCUCUUGGACAAAACUCAGAAAGUGAAGAUGAAGAAAGAAACAGCAAACCAAGCUGCAGUUUACAAAUUCCAGUUCAGACGGAAACGCUGA
Molecule: messenger RNA, 784 nt
Organism: Euleptes europaea (tarantolino)
Lineage: Eukaryota; Metazoa; Chordata; Lepidosauria; Squamata; Sphaerodactylidae
Gene: UTP11
Product: UTP11 small subunit processome component
Exons: 8
Coding region: 23-784 (253 amino acids)
Biological process (GO): rRNA processing
Cellular component (GO): small-subunit processome; nucleolus
Source: RefSeq, a predicted model, not a curated record